AUGGCGUCCCUAUCUGAGACUGGCAUGUCUCGAUCCUCGCCCGAGAUGACCACUUCCUUUCAGAGACCUGGCUCCUCCAGGUCAAGAACCCAGAGUAUAUCGAGCGACAGGCCCUCGACCGCAGGCAUGAGCGUCAUGUCGCCUCCCCUUUCCGCGUCGCCAGAGGCUGCCUUCAUCGCCGCCUCCGCGGCUUCUCAGAUCGUCACCAACGACCACGACAGCCACGCUGAUACGUGGUACGACCAGCAUGGCUUUCAACCCUCCGGAGAGACCGUGCUGGUCUCCCUCGCCGCCUUGCGCCUAGUGAAUGGCUUCCUCGACCACCUCCUCUUCAACUUCCUCUCCAGGUCUGGCUCCACAACCUUGGCAGCCCUCCGACCCGCCGUCACCGAAGUUCUCAAGCCGAAAUUGGCCAAGGAUGCCAUCAACAACGCAGAUGAAGAGUUGCGCGAGUACCUGGGCGGUGGCGACGACGACGAGUUCCUGCAAUCCCAACCCUCGCCCUCGCCCAGAGACUGGGACCUGGAGCUCGUCUGGAAACGGACCAGGUUGAGGUGCAUGGUAUAUUCGUCUCUGGGCGAUAUGGAAGAGGAGGAUGAAGACCACCAUAUGGAAGAAGGCCUGCUCAGUGACGACGACGAGAACCUCACUGGGGCCGUUUCCCCAGCAGUCGCCAUCUUCCUAACUUCGAUCCUCGAAUUCUUGGGCGAGCAAGCACUGAUCUCAGCUGGGCAGGCGGCCUGGCAUCGAAUGCGUGUCAAGUACGAGAAGGACCAGAACGAGGGCAUCAAAGGCCGCUCGGAUGUCGUUGAUAGGAUCGUCGUUGAAGAAGUCGACAUGGAAAGGGUAGCCUUGGACCGAACGCUUGGCAGAUUGUGGAGGGCCUGGAAGAAACGGAUACGGUACCCCAUGUACAGUCCCACCGACAUGUCGCAGCAGUCCUUGUCUCGAGAGAGGCUGCUUCACUUCCGACAGAGCAGUAUAUCUGCCGAAAGUACUGUGCCUCCCGCUGUUCAAGAGUCCGCGCCCGAGUCUCCAGUUGAUGAAGAUCCGGAGUCGUUGGCAGACAAGGCCGCCACAGAGCAGGAUGACGUGCAGGCUGCAGCAGUCCCGCUCCCUAUGAGUGAGAGAGACAUAGACGAAAUCGAGGUACCUGGGCUCGUCCACUACAGCGACGACGAAUCCGAGGAAGACGAGCCCGAGGAGCUGGACAUCGGUACGCGCCCAAAGAGCAUGAUGAUUCUUUCUCUCACAGCAAAGGCCGAGCUUCCAACACCUACAACAUCCGAACCACGCACUCCGACAAGAGCAACGAGAAAGCGCGCAAAUUCACUGCCAACACCGACAUCAUCUACCACUACCUCGCCUGAGCAGCGCAAAAAGGCUACGGCCGUGGUAAACGAUUCCACCUUGGCAUCAGAAACCUUGGGUCAGGUUAAGACGAGCGAACCACAACCCGAGCAAAUCGACGACGACAUCAACGAUGACACCUCCGUCCCAGAAGGACUCGAUAUUCACAAUGCACAAGCUGUCCUCGACAACCACACUGACGAUUCUGAGGUUACCCCGAUUGACGAAGAGAGCGCAGCGCAUCAGUCUACAGGACUCAUUCCCAAAAUUGUUGCUGGUGGUAUCGGAGCGGCCGCUGCCGGGGCUGGAGUAGUAGCCACACUUGCGGGUCUCAAGAACCCAGCAGCGCCGAAGGAUGAUGCAGACGAAUCGGACUUUGAGGUUGAGGAGGCCCAAAUCCUCACAUCGUCGAGAAUUUCGAUUGGAACCAACAUCUCGGGUCGGAGUAAUUCGCCUGCAAAUUCUGACAGAAGCAGUCGACCACCUCUGACUGUUCAAACUCUCCCAGUCAGGUCAGGAUCUCUGAGACUGGUGAAUGUUGCGAGUCCACGAACGCCCUCGGUCAGGUCCCAGAUGAGCUCGGCCCAGGAGCAAAGCAACAGCUCUUACUCGCGCUCUGGAGAUGUGUCGAGAGCCAGCAGCAUCCACACUCAGCCCAACUUGGAGGAGUCACGCGCCGCAGAAGAAAACCGUAGCGCUCAAGUUCCUAUCACGAGCUCAACAGGCAUGUCACGCUCCAGCGUUGGCCAGUCAAUAUCUGAGGCCGAGGAGAGUACGGUACCCGCUGCGCGCAAGCCUUCGCCAACCUUCGGGCCCGCUGCCGUAGUAGCCUCCAGGAAGGAGACAGCAACCGUCCCCAAGACAAUCAAACCGCAGUCUACUGUCAGCGAAGAGCACUCGGCACAGCAGAAGCAGGCUCACCCGCAUGGGACGCAGCCCCUCUUUGGUUCCAGUAGGCGUCAGACGCCGCAUGCUUCGCAUACACCCCCAUCCGCGAGCCCUGACCAGUCGCAGCAGCAGGAGCAGGCCUUCGAACAGCAAAAAUCAGCUGUCCUGAGCACACCUCCUGAUUCUGGUACAUUCUUCGAAGAUGAUGUGGCGGCACCCUUACCACCGAGGCACCCGAGGCGGUCUCCCAGAUCAUUUGGCCAGCAAGCCAACAGCCCGGCGAGCACCCCGAUUCCGGAGGAGAGCGUUAGUACCAACCAACAUCGUCACAAGCACUCGCAGGGUGGUGCAUACCAGCAGACCACCAUCGGUGUCGUCUCGGUGGACCGUCCUGAUUUGCAACGCGAGUAUGGAGAUGCGUCCCGUCCCUCACAAGACCAGAGCACCAUCCGGCAACUUCAUACCUCCGGGUCUUCGUCUACAUCUUCCCACAAGGUAAGAGCCGCGCGAGGCUCUCAGGACAGCACAGCCACUCGACCAGAGGACGUGGCGCGAAACUUCGAGGAGCUCAUUCACAGCAAUGAGACCAUCCAAUACACGUUGACCCCGGAAAACAUGCGUGAAAUAGAGGUACAGUGCCCGAAUAUCAUGGGGCUUUCCAGUAUACAUGCUAAUGCGCUGCAGGGUUCGCCGAGGACUAUCCAAUCCGGCGUGUCUGGCAAGGGCAGAAGGAGUGAGGACGCUCGCCAGACAAACAGGGACAGAGCUGCUUCGGCUGCUACGAACAAAUCAGGUGAGGUGAAGAGAUCGGGAUCGGUCACCCGCUUGUCGCCAUUGGCUUCGCACCCUAUCGAUCUGCCCGAGGGCGAGACAGCUGCCGGGUCUUCCGCAAGAGCUCCACCUGUCUCAAUGGCAAACAGAGCUCGAGGGGCUGCACCUCAAGCUAGAGAUGCCAGGGUACCUCGAGAGUCACUGAUCGAGUUCGCCGAGUUCAUACGCGCCACCGGUCCCUCUGGUGCUUCUGGUGCUGAUCCUGGCCCGACAUCACUCAAACGGAAUCAAAGCGUCAUGAACAACAGGACGACCCCUCGCCAAAAACCUAGCUCCAAUAUGAGCCUCGAUUAUGGACGUCCUUCAAUGGGCGGUAGUGUCAGUAGGGCUCGUCUGCAGGCUAGGGGCGCUACAGUCGACAACGACAGCGACAAUUCCGACCUGAUUGAUUUCAUCCGUCGUGGGCCACCCAGCUCUGGUGGCAAUCCGCGCAUCCCUCGGACCGUCGCACCUUUCCGAACGACCAUGGAUUCGGACUUGUUGAAGUCGGCUGUUGGGGGCAAGGCGACGGAUGCCAGUCUGCCUGAUAUGCACGACACGCGCUACAGCCAAGCCUCGACAAAUGUGACAGAGAUGUCCGCGCCGUCUGUUCAGUCGUCUAUCAAUUCUCAGAGUGCUCUUCUCGGAAGGAAGCAGCCGCCCGGACAAACCGGCAACACAUUCGAUGAACCAGAUAUGAUGCCGCAGCGCAAGCAACGCCGGGUGCGCGAUCCUUACGCUAUUGACCUCAGCGACGAGGAGGAAGAGGACGAUGAAUUCGAACCUCAGCCGAGGAGAAAAGCACAGCAGCCGAAAGAGGAGAGCUUGUUAGACUUCUUGAACAGUGCACCGCCUCCGCCCGAGACGACACCAGUUCCUUUCAAUCUUCCGCGGACACAAACUGUGCCUGCGCAGCCAACGCAGGCACCCAAGAAAAAGGCGAGUGCGCCCAGUCUCAUGUCAAGAUUCCGACAAAACAGCAGCGCCACAGCUGCUGCUGGAAACUCGAACGGGAUGAAGAGUCCCACGAAGUCGCAGAAAAUGUGGGAUUCGCGAUCCCAAAAGAGCAACGCGGCGCCAGCAAGCAAGGGCUACAUCCCUAUCCAAGUCAACAUUCCCACCGGCGGUGACCUGUUCCCGACCUACGGCUCAACUAGCGCAGCCCCAGCUGUGCCCAGCGUGCCGUCCAGCAUGUCCUCCUCCCGACCAAGUGGCCGAGUGCCAAUGAAGAGAUUCGAGCCCCGCGAUGCAGUCUCCGUGCCAUCGCGUGGCACGUCUGACCUGGCCGACUUCCUCCGAAGCUCUGGGCCGCCACCGUCGAUGAACCCCACUCCUUACACUGCUGAGCAACCCGAGAGUAACGGCGGAUCUAGAUUGUUUGGCCGUAGAAAGAAGUCAAUGGGUUUCGCCUAA
This is a messenger RNA of Diaporthe amygdali, 4461 nucleotides long. RefSeq lists its product as uncharacterized. The transcript has a single exon. Lineage: Eukaryota; Fungi; Ascomycota; Sordariomycetes; Diaporthales; Diaporthaceae. Bases 1 to 4461 code for a protein of 1486 amino acids. The record is from RefSeq and is a predicted model, not a curated record.